This is a messenger RNA of Trichoplax adhaerens, 513 nucleotides long. RefSeq lists its product as uncharacterized. The transcript has 5 exons. The record is from RefSeq and is a predicted model, not a curated record. Gene Ontology annotation, molecular function: protein binding. NCBI's taxonomy places the organism in Eukaryota, Metazoa, Placozoa, Uniplacotomia, Trichoplacea, Trichoplacidae. The coding region runs from base 1 to 513 and encodes 170 amino acids.
AUGAGCCAAGAAUCACAACAGCCUGUGAUCAACCAACAAACAAGAAAACUUCUUGAAGAUCUUUUUCAAUUCCUUUCUUGUGCAUUGCCGUUUCAUAUACAACUAGCUGGCCAAGCUAGCUUAAAACGGUUAGAACUGAUCAAUAGAUUGAAGGAUGUUUUAUCUGACCAUAGUUCAAUUGAUGACGAAGAACAACAGCCAACGAUUACAUGUUCAUCUUCUGACAGUACUAAUCAAUUAAGUCGUGAUAGCGGAUCCAGCCAAAGAAGUUCCAAUGCUAGCAACAUCCAAGCGACUCUCCAUCAAGAUGGAACAUUUUUAUCAGAAGGAUUAGGUGCCAAAAAUCGAUACAAGGCUGAAUAUGACCAUGCAGGCCGCGAUGAUACUGAAUUAACAUUUGUUAAGAACGAAAUUAUUUCAAUUGGCCAUAAAUUAGACGAAAAUUGGUGGAUUGGAUUGAAAGAUGGUAUAAUUGGUCUGGUUCCUAGUGCUUUCCUCCGGCCUACAUGGUAA